AUGGUGUGCGCCAAGUGCGAGAAGAAGGGCCUGGCCCGCGCUGCUGCACCCGACCCGUUCCGCAACCGCAACGCGCAGGGCACCCUCGUCGCCUCGGGCUCCAAGGUCGGCGUCGCCUCGACGGGCCCGGCGCGCCCCGGCGCCUCGACGUCCGUCGGCAAGGCGCCGGGCACGACGAACAAGCUGCUCAGCGCAAAGGGCCGCUACGCACCCACGGCGCUCAAGUGCAAGACGUGCGGCAGCAACACGCAGCAGGACCGCGCCACGUACUGCCAGUCAUGCGCCUACAAGCGCGGCAUCUGCGCCAUCUGCGGCAAGAUGGUCAUGGACACCAAGAUGCACAAGAUGUCGUCGUGA
This is a messenger RNA of Tilletiopsis washingtonensis, 357 nucleotides long. RefSeq lists its product as hypothetical. The coding region runs from base 1 to 357 and encodes 118 amino acids. Lineage: Eukaryota; Fungi; Basidiomycota; Exobasidiomycetes; Entylomatales. Gene Ontology annotation, molecular function: microtubule binding. Gene Ontology annotation, biological process: cytoplasmic microtubule organization. The transcript is spliced from 4 exons. The record is from RefSeq and is a predicted model, not a curated record.